GGUACUAUUGUGCAAAUAUAGUAGUAGUAUAGUGCUCUGUAAUUGACAUCCUCUUCGUGCUGAUAUCUUAUCUUUCCAUCUCUAAAAUGUGUCCUAGUAAUAAGAACUCCAAACCAGCUCCGUACACUUCUCCACCUGAGGGGAAAUGGUCCACUGGUCUUUGUGGUUGCUUUGAAGAUCUCUCCACUUGUUGGGUUACCUGCUGCUGUCCCCUCAUCACCUUUGGCCGCAUUGCUGAGAUAGUGGACCAGGGACGAACAUCUUGUUUUAGCGCAGCUCGAAACUAUAUGAUGCUUGCCCAUGUUUUUGGCGCAUGUUUAUAUGCAUGCACUUACCGAGCCAAACUGAGAGGCCUCUAUUCCUUGCCACCAGAACCCUGUGGGGAUUGCUGUGUCCAUCACUUCUGCUUUUGUUGUGCUCUUUGUCAAGAGUACCGCGAGCUCAAAAACCGUGGACUCGACCCUUCCUUAGGUUGGACAGUCAAUGCUCAGAAAAUGAAAAAAGGAACCACAGCACCUCCGGUUCCUCCACCAGGCAUGACUCGUUAGGGUCUGCUUUCAUCCCUGUUCUUCAUUCAUCCUAGUGUUCAGUUUGUUCUUUGUUCCCUUUGAUGUACCUCAACAACUAGUGGGCUCUCUCUCUCUCUCUCUCUCACUCUAUUUUUUCCUCUCAAUUUCUUUUGUUGUUAAUUGUAAAACAUGCACCUUCUGGGUUGUAUGGUCUAAACUAAAAUAGCUAUGUAUGGCAAAAUAAAUGUGGUGAUUGGUUUUGUUA
Molecule: messenger RNA, 774 nt
Organism: Quercus robur (English oak)
Lineage: Eukaryota; Viridiplantae; Streptophyta; Magnoliopsida; Fagales; Fagaceae
Product: protein PLANT CADMIUM RESISTANCE 7-like
Exons: 4
Coding region: 87-548 (153 amino acids)
Source: RefSeq, a predicted model, not a curated record